Colletotrichum aenigma is the source of this 159-nucleotide messenger RNA. RefSeq lists its product as uncharacterized. Lineage: Eukaryota; Fungi; Ascomycota; Sordariomycetes; Glomerellales; Glomerellaceae. Bases 1 to 159 code for a protein of 52 amino acids. The record is from RefSeq and is a predicted model, not a curated record. The transcript has a single exon.
AUGAGAGCUGUCCAAAUCCAUGCCGACAGGCCAUCACGAACACCUACUGCACCGGAGCCCGAAACCCCAUUUUUGGGACGCCUCCACCUGCUAAAUUCAAAACUCAAUGGAACUGCCCCGCCGGCGGAAGCUCGCCUCAAGGAGCAUAUAUCCAGAUGA